GGCCAAUGAACGUCAACACGUCACUGACAUUUGUUUAGUUCGAUCGCGUUUUAUUUCGGUUAGCCUAAAAAAUACGCAAGUAUAGUGACGGUAGGAAUAAUGGCAGGCGAGGUAGUUGUGGACGCUUUGCCGUAUAUAGAUCAAGGAUAUGACGAACCCGGAGUUAGAGAAGCGGCUUUGGCGAUGGUCGAGGAAGAAACUCGCCGUUACAGACCGACAAAAAAUUACUUGGAACACCUGCCGCCUCUCAAUCUGAAUGCCUUUGAAACAACUGUGAUCAAACACGAAUUUGAGAGGCUCCAAUCUCGCCUUCCAAUGGAAGUACUUAGCAUGAAGCGGUACGAACUCCCACCACCACCUCCUGGAAAAAUGAAUGAUAUAGCUGCUUGGAACGAGAGUGUGGAAAAUAGCAUGGCUCAGCUCGAACAUCAGGCUACACGAAUCUGUAAUUUGGAGCUGAUGAUGGAUUACGGCUGUGAGGCCUGGAAGUGUUACUUGGAAGUUCUGAUGCAGCUGGUUUCGCAGGCGCAGAAACAGCUUCAGGGCUUGAGAAAAACGAUCCAGGAAGUAAAUUGGCAGAGGAAAUCGAUGCAAACCCAAGGUGGCGAGAAGUUGAGAGCUUUGGAGGCUCAAUGGGUGGGAUUGGUGUCUAAAAAUUAUGAAAUUGAACAAGCCUGUGUUCACCUUGAGGAGGAGAUACACCGGUAUAAGUAUUUAAAACACACUGGUGGAGAGGCUGGCGAUGUCCCCGGGGAAGAACAAGAACCAGAUAUUCCAGGAGACAACGCCACUGAGACAACGGCCAUGGAACCUACACCAGAAGAACCUCGACCUGCGUGACAAAACGACAACUAAUGAUUGUGGUUAAAAUGUAAAACAAUUUGAUGUGUAAGCAAGAUGCUAAUUGUAACUGACGAAUUUUAUAAAUUUCGAUUCUGAUACAUUCUAGUGAUUGUGAAUCAGAGUAUUUAUUAUACGCAACUUUUUCAGAAUAAAGGUAUGAUCGAAUUUCAAAAA
Neodiprion fabricii is the source of this 1017-nucleotide messenger RNA. RefSeq names its product pre-mRNA-splicing factor SPF27 (gene BCAS2). Gene Ontology annotation, biological process: mRNA processing. The coding region runs from base 100 to 840 and encodes 246 amino acids. The transcript is spliced from 3 exons. Gene Ontology annotation, cellular component: catalytic step 2 spliceosome; precatalytic spliceosome; Prp19 complex. Lineage: Eukaryota; Metazoa; Arthropoda; Insecta; Hymenoptera; Diprionidae. The record is from RefSeq and is a predicted model, not a curated record.